AUGAACUGGUCGUCCAAACCUAUAGUCAAGAGUAUCGGUGAUUACAUCUAUAAGAUGCACAUCAAUGCAGACUAUUUUGUUAACUUUGCCGACGCACAUGCAAAACAGAUACCCGACCCAACUCUGGUCUACCAUUUCGGGGAACUAUUCAAUAACACAGUUAUGAAACAAUUCGCGACUUAUUUGUAUGCAUUGGACGGCAAAGAGAAGUAUUUAUUAGGUGAUGGAGGAAAUGGACAUUUGCAUCAAUUUUAUAUGGAAAUGAUUGCAUAUCCAUCUCUUAAGACCUUAGUGCCUAAAGCUCCUCAACCUCUGGAGUCGUGGUUUCCUGACCUCCAAGUGAUUACAUUGCGAUCAGAAGAGGGCUCAGCUAAAGGAUUAUUUUUAGGGGCAAAGGCGGGCACUAAUGAUGAGAGCCACAACCACAACGACGUCGGGAACUUUGUACUCUAUGUCAACGGAUUACCCGCUCUAAUAGACAUAGGAGUGGGUACCUAUACUAAGGACACCUUCGGUCCCCAUCGCUAUGACAUAUGGACGAUGCAAUCCCAAUGGCAUAACACCCCAACCAUUAAUGGCGUUCAGCAAAAGGCUGGCGCACAAUAUGUGGCCAGAAAUGUGACCUAUAAUAAGACAAGUGCCGAGUUUGAGGCCGAUAUAGCCGGCGCUUACCCUAAAGAAGCACAGGUUAAGAGUUGG
Oppiella nova is the source of this 699-nucleotide messenger RNA. Lineage: Eukaryota; Metazoa; Arthropoda; Arachnida; Sarcoptiformes; Oppiidae. The record is from the annotation of a GenBank genome assembly.